Molecule: messenger RNA, 786 nt
Organism: Neurospora tetrasperma FGSC 2508
Lineage: Eukaryota; Fungi; Ascomycota; Sordariomycetes; Sordariales; Sordariaceae
Exons: 3
Coding region: 1-786 (261 amino acids)
Biological process (GO): peptidyl-serine phosphorylation; autophagy
Cellular component (GO): cytoplasm
Molecular function (GO): ATP binding; protein serine/threonine kinase activity
Source: RefSeq, a predicted model, not a curated record
AUGCGAUAUCACGACUUGCCAAGGGGCACUCAGUGUUGGAAGCCAGUUGAGAAAUUAGGUGAAGGCACAUGUGGAGAGGUUUGGAAGGAACAGUGCCUAUCUGGCACCUCUUCUUCAUCGAGUAUCUUCCGUGCUGUCAAGAUUCUUCCUAAGCGGAAAGGUAGCUUUGCUAAAUCUUCAAGACGGGAAAUUAAGGCGCUUACCACGUUCUCUGACGAUAGGGUCGUCGAUGUGCAGUCAACUAAGCGUUCAAUUGAUUAUCAAGAUGCAUUCCGGAACCCUGAAGCAGCUUCAAUAACGGCUCAAAUCGCCCGGGCUUUGCUUCAUAUGCAUACCAGAAGCCUGGUUCACAGGGAUCUUAAACCUCUGAACAUACUGGUCUCCCAACCAGGUCCAACAUGGCAUGUAAAGGUUGCCGAUUUUGGAAUCACAAGGGACCUGAGUGACACAGUGGCUGGGACACAUCAGAUUGGGACUUUCGGCUACAUGGCUCCUGAACUGUGGCACACGUCUGAACGUUAUACAUCCGCGGUUGAUGUAUGGGCCCUCGGGGCCAUCGCCUUCUGCAUGCGAACGGGAUCGCCCCCUUUUCCCAAUCCCGUGACACUGGCCAACUACCCGGAAGACCCUACCGUGUUUCCCACCCUUAAGCUACGCUCCUCUACCCAGCCUUGCAGAGGGUUCAUCACAGGCGCCAUGGCGGCAAUACCCCAAGAACGAUUAACAAUCGUCGAAGCUGUGGGGCAUUAUUGGCUGUCCAGAGAUAUGAAUGUUUCAAAGAGGUAA